Molecule: messenger RNA, 8009 nt
Organism: Ooceraea biroi (clonal raider ant)
Lineage: Eukaryota; Metazoa; Arthropoda; Insecta; Hymenoptera; Formicidae
Gene: E23
Product: ABC transporter G family member E23
Biological process (GO): transmembrane transport
Cellular component (GO): plasma membrane
Molecular function (GO): ATP hydrolysis activity; ABC-type transporter activity; ATP binding
Source: RefSeq, a predicted model, not a curated record
ACAAAUGCAAGAAAUUUCUUGUAAAGUAAUGUUGUAGUUAUAGUCUGUCGAGCCAGAUUUUUUAAUUUCAAAAAAAUAAACAAUUUAUACCAUGUCAAAGUUGAACUUCAUGUUUUUAUGAAAAAUUUCGGUCUUUAAUUGUUUAUAAAAAUUAUAUUAAACAAAAUUGCAAAAGAAUGGCUCGACAGACUAUAGACAAAACGAUUACGAAGAUUUGAGAACAAAAAAUUUAAAAAAAUAUUGAAAACUCUUCGAGUUAUCGUGCCGACCGUGUCAAAAAAAACUGGUUUCGAGAAAAACGCGUUUAAAGUUUGAGAAGUAAAAAUCGUGUAAAUAUUAAUUUUUGUAGUGAGCUUAAUCUCCCAUUCCAAUUUCAUAUUGCGUGCCUUCCUUCUCGAUAAUUUUUAUAUUUUGUACAGUUUUCUGUAAUCUGUGGGCUGUUCGAGCUUCUUUGCGGUAGCCUGCGCCGCACGCAGCAGCUGCGCGCCGCGGCCCACCUUCUGACGCGCGGUCAUAUUUAUUGUUAUAUCUUCGUUACGGAUUGGAAUUUUUCACUAAUUCUUUUUUUAUUAUAUUUUUAAAAGUAUAAAGAAUGAAAAUCAGUAAUAAAAAAAAAUCGAUUGUUUGAAAAUUCUGGAGGUAUGUAACCCUUUAAGAUAUACACAAUGGAGCAGUAUUUUUAUUUAUAAUUGUUUUAUAAUAUUUUGUUAUUUGAUAAGCAUCAAAUAAUAUUUCAUAUAAUAAUAAAUUUAUUGCAUUAUUACUUGCGAAUGAAAAUCGGCCGUUUUAUUUAUUUAUUUAUUUUACAAGAUACAUUUUUAUGUACUUUAUUUAGCUUUUGCCAAGAAGGGACUUGAUUUGUAUAUUUCUUAAGUGUUGUUCUUGUUUUACCUUUGAAACUAUCUAUCUUCUAUCUAUUUUCCUUUUCUUUCAUAAUGUAUACUAACUAAAAUUAAGUGCAAUUAGGUUAAUAUAAUACAUUUAAAAAUCAGUGGAUAAACUAAUCGAAACACUUUAAUACUUGAAGGUGGAUUUUAGAAAUCAGAAUUGCUAUUAUUACACUGAAAAUAAAAAAUAUACAUUAAUUAACAAACGUAUUUAACGUUAUUAUACUUAAAGCUUAAUUAUAUUAAAUUAAUUUUCUUAGAUACAUGAGAAUUUAUAAUUUAAUAAAGCAUAGUACAUGCAUGUUACUAUAAGUUAAAGAAAAAGAAAAACUACUAUAAUCACAUUAUAUAAAAAGUGUUUAUGAAUCAUGAUAAGCAGGUUCGCGCAAUAAUUAUUCUCUUUAUUAAAAAAUGCAAAAUUAGACUCGUGGACCGUGAAGAAUAAAGAUACUGACUAUCAGUUUUAUGUGCAUAAAUAAUAAUAAUUAAAAAUGUGUAGGGUUACGUAGUUUAAAUGUUCUAAGCAAUUGAAUGACAAAUGGUUGCCAAUUGCCAUAUUUCAGUGUGUGUAUAUACGCUAUUUGCGUAUGUAUUUAUCCUCUCUACUCAUAUACGUAUUAUUAAUUACAUAUGCAAAGACGAUAUAGAGGGGAUCAAUGACGAGGCUCGCGUUGAGACAUGAGAUUGACAGACUGUCACGAUGCGAACAGUCCUCAUAAUACUCUAAUCUUAUUACUAUUUUUCAUUAUUAUGCAGUAUUUUUCCUAUUCCCAAUAUAUUCCAUACAAUUAUAAGUACAAUAAAUCUUGAAAUUUCAAUUUUUCCAUAUAUUUUAAAUUAUAAGUAUAUUUUAAUUCUGGAAGUAACAUUUUGAAUCAUGUCCCCUCCCCUGAAAAAAACCUGCGGACGCCCUUGGAUAAAAUGUUGAGUGAAUUUACUUUAUGUUACAAAUGACUCGUAGAAUAUUUUCGAUACUUUAUAACGAUGCAAAUUAUGCAUGUGUGUCACUUGCCUUUUUAUCUGAUUAAAAAAUUCAAAAUAGAAGAAAAGUCUGCAAUUAUUUCGUAACAAAACUUAAAGAGAUUCAUCGCUAUUAACAUGAACAAAAUAUUUUAUAAUAAUAAAUAAUAGAAAUUUUUAAUCGCUGAACGUGACCAUUACAUUAACGCACUCAAUCACGUACGAAUGUUCGUUAUUAAAGAUAUUACGAUAGAACAAGAUAGACUUUACAUGCAAAAGUCGAAAAAUACAAUGCAAAAUGUAAAAUGAUUUUUCCGCUGAGUCUGACUUUAAAAUCGCGUGUGGCGUAAAACGCGCUGAAAGGCCGAGCAAGUCCAGUGCGACUUGAUAGUCGCGACGCAUGAGUCGGUGACAAAGGCAAGAGAAAGAAUAAGUGCACAGUCGGAAGAAGAGGGUGAAUGUGCGGGAGAGAGCGAGGAAGAGGGAAAGAAAAGAGAGAGGGAGGGGAGGAUAUACGUUUGGGCCGAUACAUGGAAUAUGGCGCGUAGCGUCUAAUUCAGUCUACACCCGACCGCCACGCGCGUUGUGUCGCGGACUCGCCGCUACUUCGGGAAUCGAAAAGGAACGUACACGGGAAUCGUACAUAAAUAUCGUAACUCUGGUCAAUCGUGAAAAAUCGGCGGUUUUCUAUCGGAUCUGAUCGCGGUUUCGUCGGGUCGCUCGCAAAAAAAAGUAAAAGAAAAAAACAAAGAGAACGAAGAGAAAUGUGUGAAAAUUCGUGGUAAAUUGGAAGAGGAGUGAUUUCCGUUGGAGAAAAAGGCGCUCGAGGCUCCCGAGAAGCGGAUGGCCCAGUAAAAAGAGCCGUUAGCACAAAGAGUUAUCACGAGGAUUGAUAAUAUCGAGAAGCAGACUGAAGUCGACUGUCGCAAAAUAAUUCGCUGUUAGGAGAAGCAACGGAACGGAACGCGCACGCUCCGGGAGGAACGCGAGGUAAUUAACGAGAACGUCGUGCGAUAUAUAUCGAACGUGGUAUGAAGUGAGGCGGUAUGAAGAUAGUUAACGAGAUAGUACGGUCGAUGGCAGAUGAAGAGGAUAUUGAGGAAUAAACGGGACGCGCGAUACGGCGCGGCGCGGCGGGUGGCAGCCGCGAAUGAAACGCGCGAUAGAAUUUCGUACCGGUUUGUGCUGCUGGCGGUGUCUCUCGCACUUUUGCGGGGGUAAAUAAUUCUCGCCAGAUCCGACGACAAGUGGCACACGCACACGCAUGCACAAAUCCACCGUCUGGUGAGGCUAAUAUGCCAUUGAGCAGCGAGCGGCGCGCGAGAACGUUUCUGGAAAAGGAGAAGCCUGGAACGACGGAAGGCUGCCGCGGCGGCCGUCGCGAAUCGGCCGUAGCGAGACUUCGCGCGCGGACAACUUCACGCUGUUGCGACAGGUGCUGCGAGUUAUUACGGCACCGCUGCCGCCGCCGCCGUCGUCGCUACUGCCUCUUCUACUUGGCGUCAUAAUAUAAUAACUCGUGCGACUGCACUGGUGCAGUGAAAUAUCGUAUCCGGCGUAUCGUUGUCUGAAACUGAAACUGAAAAAAAGAAAAAAAAGGCGAGACGCGCGUGCCAAGUUUUACUCGGUUUGUGCGCGCUUCACGGAGAUUCGGAAGCCGAGGAAGAGCGAAGGAGGAAGACGCGACUUUUGAUUGACAUUGAUUGAAAUUAAAUGACUUGUUGUGCGGUUGUUACUUCGAUAUCGUUUGUUGUUUCGUUCGCGAGGACGAAGAAUCGCACUGGUCGGCGCGUGAAGAUUCGCGCGACAACGAGUACGAGCGAAUGUACGAGGUGAGCGUAUCCGUGCGCCUGUUCACGUCCGACGACGAGGAGACGAGGAGACGAGGAGCAGCGCGUCUGUGACGCGAGCCUGCUCUCGUUUCUCCCGAUGGAAAAAAUUGCAUCGGAAAAUCGAAUCGGUACGCGGGCGCGUACGUGUGUGCGUGCGCGCGCACGCAGAGAGCUCGUGUCGGUGAGAGCGGGUCAGUGAACGAUUGCGCGCUGCCAUCAUCGCGAGAGCAACCAGAAGAGAGGGUAUCUCUGUGUUUCUCUGUCUCUCCCUCUCUCUCUGUCCCUCGGCGCGACGUACGUACAUGCACGUGCGAAAGCGAGGAGAAACGUGAAACGCGCGCGCGUGCGCACGCCAGUUCGUAUGGAUUCACCGUCCCACAAGCAUCGUACACAUACGCAUGCGCGCACACGUAUACACGUACAUACACGUACACGUACACCUAUAUCACGUGCUAUCGACGGCAUCGCGAUGCGCGCCCGUGCGUUACAAGUGUGAGGCUCGCAGGUGCGCCAGUGUGUGCGCGGUGCGCGCGCGCGAUAAAGACGGCGGUGCACAACAGAAGAGAGAGAGGCAUUAGAAAGAGGAAGAAGAGGAGAGAAAGAGCAGGAGGUGGAGAAAGAGGUGAAGGCAGAAGGAGUCAGUGACAUUAGCGUAUUGGUUGUUUCUGGUGUAAAAGCGGCCACCGGGAUACACCUGUAUAUACCUGUAUACCUGUAUACCUGUAUAUACCUGUGUGCGUGCGUGUGUCGCGCAAAGAAAACGCGAGCAAGCGAGGAACCGUUUCGCGAGAUCCGCGGAUACAAGCGAUAUGCUGUGCGCGCACGAGAUUUUCUCUUUUUCUCCGUUUUCCCGUCUGCCUCUCUUUCCCUCUCGUGGCCGAGCGUAAGAAAGAGGAAAAGGAAAAACAAAAGUUCGGGCGAAAAGAAAUGCGGGUUCGUUGACUGCGUGCUCGUCGCCGCGCGAUGGCCGUAUGCUUCUUGCACCCAGUGCUACUGGUGCAUAGUGCGCGCGUGACAGGAGCGGCAACGACGACGACGACGAGAACGACCUCAGUGAGGGCGACGCAGGCUGCUGCUGUUGCUGUUGCCGCUGUUGCAUCUGCUGCUGCUGCUGCCGCUGCUGUUGCUGUUGCCGUUGCCGCUGCCGCUGCCGCUGCUGCCGUUACUGCUGCGUGUUGGCUCGACGAAAACAAAAUCGCAAAGUAGUGAGUUCGCACUACGCCGCGCUCCGUUCUGGGAUUCGACGUCUCGCGUUUGCACCGGCAACGGGGGCGGCGGUGCAUCAUCAAGCGGGCGGCGACUGCGGGGCCAACGGCCGCUGAUAAAUCCGUCGUCGGUGAGAGGUUUACGAAAGGGGAAAAACAUCUAUAAUCUAUAUCUACAAUUGUGUUAAAAGAAGAGAGAGAGAAAGAGAAGGAAUGAGGGAGAGAGAUAGAAAGAGAGAAAGAGAGAAAAAAAGAGAGACAACAGAUUUGUAGAAAUGUCCGUCGGUUUGAAUGUGAAACUUUGCGAUCUGUUUUUUCUUAUAUGCAUUUACUCUUUCAAGAAACUCAAUACCGAAAACUGAUGAAAACUGUCAUGCAACUCCAUUAAUGAUUCACGGAACAUAAAAUCGCACGAAAUCGACGAAAGAACGGCAGAUUUCUGAUUUCGAAAGAGUUAAGCCGAAGUUAUUUUACGAGAAUUUUCUCAAUCUGACGAAGAAGAAAUUUGUUUUGAGAAAAUCACCAUCAAUGAAAAACGAUUGUACGUCACUUGUGAUAUCCAGAAUUUGGCGAUUCGUGUUCUUUGAGCGAACUCGCGCAUCGUCGCAUUUAAAUCAAUUAAUCUUGCGAGGAAGAGUACCACUGGAAGAUGCAAUUAUGGUUGUUCUUUCGUGAACGUUAAGAUCAGUGCAUGAAGAGCGACAUUCAAGUUCCAAUCAUUGGAUCAACGGUGGGUCUUUCAGCUUGUUGCAGCUUACAUAGCACCUCUGUGUUCUCCCCAAACCUCGAAAGACCUCGUGUAAUCGUUUGUGUUUGCCGUACAAGAUUUCAUCAAUGCAAGUUUCUACGAAUCGUUCUAUCGUUCGCGAAACAUAUAUCUUUGUGAGAAUGCCAUCAUCGAGUGUGUGUUGUUAAGUGCAGCCAAAUAGCAGCUCGAUUGAUGCACGUGAUUCAGUGGUGGAAAAAGUGAAGCUCCGUUAAUUAAUUUGUGUGCGUAGCGGCCACUACGUACUACGUUGCCUGAGCGGCGGAUUGCUCAGUCAAGAGAACUGAAACCGUAGAGGCGGCCAGCUUAAUCGGCAGCCAGCGCGGUGGACAUGAUUAUUUCAAAGGAUCUAUUCCUCCUUGGCGACCAGGAUUAUCUGCGCCUUCCCGUCAACGAGAAGCGCCAGCAACGGGCAAUGGGCCGGCCGAUCAUCAAUGCUCCCAGAGUGGAAAGCUCAGCACUGCAGUUAGUGUGCCCGCUGGAUUCUCGUCCGGUACAGUUAAUCUUCCGAGGAUUACAAGUGGUCAAGGAUAAGCGAGCACUCUUACGAGAUGUUUCAGGAGUCGUCAAACCGGGUGAAUUAUUGGCCGUCAUGGGUCCUUCAGGUUGCGGUAAAACAACACUGCUGAACUGUUUAUCUGGGCGUGUUGGCUUAGACGGCGGUGAAAUUUGGCUGAAUCGCGAAAGGCUCACCAAACGAUGGCGCAGAAGAAUCUGUUAUGUCCAACAGCAAGAUGUCUUCUUCCCUGAUCUUACUUUACGACAGACACUCGAAUACCAGGCAAGAUUGCGGCUUCCGGACACGCUCUCACACUCCCAGAAGAUGCAAUGCGUGGACCAUAUCAUCGAGGUUCUUGAUCUCGCGGCCUGCCAAGAUACCAUUAUUGGAGAUUACACAAGGAGGGGACUAUCUGGUGGUGAAAAGAAGAGAACAAGUAUAGCCUGUGAAUUACUUACAAAUCCAUCAUUAAUGCUACUUGAUGAACCCACGAGCGGACUCGACUCACAUUCGGCACAGGCACUGAUUACGCGGUUAAAGAAAUAUGCCGAACAGGAGGGUAAGAGCAUCGUGGUAACGGUGCACCAACCUAGUUCCAGGAUGUUCCACAGUUUUAGUAAGCUUUUGUUAUUGAGUCGCGGUCAGGUGGCAUAUUAUGGCUCAACGGCGAAUAUCGGUAGAUUCUUUUCAACAAUUGGACUCACACUGUUACCGCAUUACAACCCCGCAGAUUUUAUUCUGGAGCAAAUCAAAGGACCAGAGGAGGUUCGCGAACGUAUCAUUGUCGCUGCGAGAGCUGCAAGACAAGGACCUGACUGUCCACUAGAACUCCGCCCGGAGUACAAUCCCAGCCAACAUCCGCUCUGCGAUCAUCUCAUCCACUAUCACGAGCAUCACAUCAGUCACAACGUGAAGGAGGACGAAGGUCGUACGUUGUGGCUAGACACACAGAGCCAUGCCAGCAGUAGUGCGAGUUCUACUGAUGAUGACUAUUCCUGGCAAUGGCCCACCAGUUUCUGGUCACAAUUUAAAGUAUUAUCGGAGAGAAAUUUUCAAGAGGCACGUCCGCGGAUGCUGUCACGUUUAAAUUGGUUACAAACAGUGGCGCUAGGACUGCUGGCUGGGCUUUUAUGGUUAGGGCUUCCUAGGACUGAAGCAGCCCUUCAUGACAUUCAAGGAUGGAUGUUCUUCAGCACCACGUAUUGGAUGCUCUUUGCACAUUUUGGAGCACUCUCUAGCUUUCCCCCGGAACGCGAAGUGAUCAAUAAGGAGCGCCUGUCAGGAUCCUAUCGGCUCUCAGCCUACUACCUAGCGAAAAUGGCCGGCGAACUGCCGCUGACGAUAACACUGCCUGCAGUCUACCAUAUGAUUAGUUACCCGAUGUUGGGCUUCCACAAUCCGGCAGUAUUUGUAACGCUACUUCUGUUCCUGUUGCUCAAUACCGUGGUCGCCCAGAGCGUUGGAUUUUUCGUGGGUGCUUGUUGCCUGGAUUUGCAGGUGAGCAUAACCGCUUCCGCGCUCUACACACUAGCGACGCAGCUUUUAGGUGGCUAUCUAGCAACGUCCGUCCCACCGUGGCUGGCAUGGGCCAGGUAUGCCAGUAUGGUGCAUUACGCCUAUCAAAACAUGCAAAUGCUGGAGUUUGGCGUCGGUGAACCGAUCACAUGCUCGCAGCCGAGUAAAUUCCUUGAGUGUAAAAAUGGCACGACGAUACCCGUUUCCGCGAUUUUGGAGAACCAAGGCGGGGCCAGGAGCUCCGGUCUACCAAUGUGGGCGAACACGGCAGUGCUCGUGGCAUUUCUGAUCGUUUUCCGGACCCUGGGCUACCUUGUCCUGCGUUAUUAUCGCGUACCGAAAUGA